AUGACUCGUCCAGUGAGCAAGAUGUGGGAAAAGUACUGCCUGCGCCCAACUCACGGGUCCGUUUCCACCCUCCCAGUCUUCAUCUACGGGACAGCCUGGAAAAAGGAGAGCAGCGCAGAUCUAGUCUAUACCGCUAUCAAGGCGGGAUUUCGAGCGGUAGACACAGCCGCCCAACCCCGUCAUUAUCAGGAACCUCUGGUCGGGGAUGGCAUUCGCAGAGCUAUUGCCGAUGGGAUCGUCGAUCGGGCAGACCUUUAUGUGCAAACCAAAUAUAGUCCUGUCUCGGCACAGGAUGUGGAAAACAUGCCCUACGACCCCUCGGUGUCGGUCACCGAGCAAGUCCAUGCAUCUAUCAAGUCAUCCCUACAUAAUCUGCGCGCAGCAGAGGACCCCAGAUCAGUGGAUGAGGCCUACAUCGACACUGUCGUCAUUCAUUCCCCGCUACCGACUUUGGCCCAGACGCUUGAGGCAUGGCAGGCGUUGGAGACCUAUGUGCCCCACCGCAUUCGAAACUUGGGUAUCUCCAAUUGCACAAUGCCCAUGCUCAGAGAGCUGUGCAAUUCAUCCAUGACAACAGUCAAACCAUCGGUUGUACAGAACCGAUUCCACGAGGAUACUCUGUUUGAUGUCCCCAUGCGUGCAUUCUGUCGCGAUAAUCAGGUCGUGUAUCAAGGCUUCUGGACUUUGACAGCGAACCCUGACCUUGUGCGUUCCCUGCCGGUGCAGCAACUUGCUCGCCAUGUCAGAAUUACACCUGCUGCCGCGUUCUAUGCACUCAUCAUCGGCCUGGGAAAUCUCACAGUAUUGAACGGAACCAAGAACGAGUCGCGCAUGAAGGAGGAUCUGGCAGCCCCCAAACAGGUAGAGGAGUUUACUCAGAAGCAGCCGGAUGAAUGGAAGCAGAUUCUUGCAGACUUUCAGGGCUUGACUGGGGACUCGUUAGGUCUUUAA
Penicillium nucicola is the source of this 951-nucleotide messenger RNA. RefSeq names its product putative aldo-keto reductase (AKR). Gene Ontology annotation, cellular component: cytosol. The transcript has 2 exons. NCBI's taxonomy places the organism in Eukaryota, Fungi, Ascomycota, Eurotiomycetes, Eurotiales, Aspergillaceae. Bases 1 to 951 code for a protein of 316 amino acids. Gene Ontology annotation, molecular function: aldose reductase (NADPH) activity. The record is from RefSeq and is a predicted model, not a curated record.